AUGGCAGCUGCUGUGGCGGCAGCCGCGGAUUCGGUGCAGUGGCUCUCGGUGAAGGAAGAGACCAUCUUUCUGCAGGACGGGCCCAUCCGUGUCACCAAUCUGGCCGAGCUGCCCAACCCUGAUAACUACAUCAAAGAAUUCAAAUACAUCACUCAAUCUUAUGAUCUUACCUGGCAUGACAUUUUUAUCAUUCUUACUUCCUCUCUAACUCCAUCAGACAAAGACCGGGUCUGGGACACAGCUCAGCAGAUUGCAGAUGAGGCCCACACUAGUAACAACUCUAAUCCUAUUGCCACUCUUGGUGUUCCCCAGAAAGACCCCGACUGGGACUACCAACUUGGGCAUCAGAAUAGAGAGGCACGGAAUCGUAUGCUUGACAAUAUUCUUCAGGCUCUCCACAGGUUGGCUAAUAAGGCAGUAAAUUAUGAUAAGAUAAAGGAGAUUACCCAGCACCGGCAGGAAAAUCCUGGAGAAUUCCUUGAACCCCUUUCACAGGUGCUUCAAAAAUAUACCCCUAUUGGUCCUACUUCCCCAGCGGAUAACACAGCUGGUCUCUCAAAUGAUAACAUCAAAUGGAACCUCCACAUCCCCUACCCCCCUCAGUCUUCGGAUGCAGUAGCCCAUAUGACUUUUGAAAAGGUGUCUACAGAGACAUGCAAUGCCCCCAAAGUGUCCAAAGGAAAAAGUGUAGAAGAUAACCAGUUUCCAUCCUCUUCCUCACUGAGGCUAAUCCUGGUGAGCAAAUAUGGCUGUGGAAAAAGUGCCACUGGGAAUAGCAUCCUUUGCCAGCCUGUGUUUGCGUCCAGGCUGGGGGCCCAGACCGUGACCAGAAGCUGCCAGGUGGCCACAGGCACAUGGAAUGGCAGGAAAAUCUUGGUGGUUGAGACGCCCUCCAUCUUUGUGGCCAAGAUCCAGGACCAAGAAAUGUACAAGGAUAUCGGAGACUGCUACCUGCUCUCAGCCCCAGGGCCCCAUGUGAUGCUGCUGGUGACGCAGCUGGGACGCUUCACUGCCCAGGACACGGUGGCAGUGAGGAGGGUGAAGGAGGUCUUUGGGGAAGGAGCCAUGAGAAAUGUGCUGGUCCUCUUUACCCACAAGGAGGACUUAUGGGACACGUUCUUGGAUGAGUAUGUAGUCAACACAGACAACCACAGCCUCAUCCUGGUCCAGGAGUGUGGGAAUAGAUACUGUGGCCUCAACAACCGGGCCACCGGGAAGGAGCAGAGGGAGCAGCUGGAGGAGCUGAUGGCUGUGGUCGAGAACUUGGAGAGGGAUAACCAGGGUAACUUCUACACAAACAACCUCUUCUGCGAUGCACAGAUGUCCCAGGGAGGCAGGGACAGCACCCCAGAAGAGCACAGGUGCUACCUGGCCAAAGUUCAAGAGUACAUUGAAGAGCAAAAGUGA
This is a messenger RNA of Eptesicus fuscus (big brown bat), 1407 nucleotides long. RefSeq names its product GTPase IMAP family member 5-like. Gene Ontology annotation, molecular function: GTP binding. The record is from RefSeq and is a predicted model, not a curated record. Gene Ontology annotation, biological process: virion assembly. NCBI's taxonomy places the organism in Eukaryota, Metazoa, Chordata, Mammalia, Chiroptera, Vespertilionidae.